Molecule: messenger RNA, 5891 nt
Organism: Ictalurus furcatus (blue catfish)
Lineage: Eukaryota; Metazoa; Chordata; Actinopteri; Siluriformes; Ictaluridae
Gene: rims2b
Product: regulating synaptic membrane exocytosis 2b
Exons: 27
Coding region: 675-4187 (1170 amino acids)
Biological process (GO): regulation of membrane potential; intracellular protein transport; regulation of synaptic plasticity
Cellular component (GO): cytoskeleton of presynaptic active zone; presynaptic membrane
Molecular function (GO): small GTPase binding; transmembrane transporter binding
Source: RefSeq, a predicted model, not a curated record
CUUGCAGCGCUAACAUGGCCGCAUGUGUGAACGCUCUCUAACGGGGAAGUAUUCGGGACGUAACUUCAUGCUCCCUACAUAAGGUGUGACAAGCUAACCUAACACACUAGUGAGCUUCUUCACCACGUCUAGUGUACAGUACUCACUGAACGCUCACCAGGAAGUGCCCAGGAUCCUCAUACAGGAUUCAUCCUGCGUUUUGUCCCCGCAGGCCUUCCAUAUAAAACCAGCCGCACGGGAAGCUGGUGACGUCAGCACGCCGGACCCCGCCCACCUGCUUCAUUCCGCUUCAUUCUAUUCCAUUUCCUUCUUCUUUUUUUUUUUUUUUUGCAUCCAUUUUUCCCGCAUUUAAGAAAUCUGUGGGGGAAAGAAAUGAUGACCCAGGAGGAGAGGAGAGGAGAGAGGAGAGAGAACACGGAAGCGCGGUGGAGGUUAUAAAGGGAAAGAGGGGAAAAAAGGAGGGAAGAAGGAAGACAAAAAAGGGAGGAGGGCGCAGAAAAUAAAUAAUAAAGGAAAUAAAAUAAUAAUAAAAAAGGCCUCGGGAUUGAUAUAUGUGAUCAUUCUCCUGUUUGUGAUGGAUGAGCGCGAGCCGGGUGUGUGCACAGGACGCAGUGGGCAUGGGUUAGACUGGGAUUAGUCAUGAUGUGGAGAUAAAACAUCUCUUUUUGAAAAAGAUGUCAGCUCCGGAGAUGCCGGACCUGAGCCACCUGACCGAGGAGGAGAGGAAGAUCAUCCUCUCGGUCAUGGAUCGGCAGAAGAAAGAAGAAGAGAAGGAGCAGUCCAUGUUGAAGAGGCUGCAUCAGCAGUUUGAGAUGUAUAAGGAUCAGGUGAAGAAGCUCGGUGAUGAGGCUCAGAAGACUCAGGAGCAGAAGAGCGACUCUCCAACCUGCGGAAUUUGCCACAAAACCAAAUUUGCCGACGGCUGCGGCCACAUGUGUUCUUAUUGCCAAACCAAGUUCUGCGCUCGCUGCGGGGGAAGAGUGUCUCUGCGCUCCAACAAGGUAAUGUGGGUGUGCAAUUUGUGCCGAAAACAACAAGAAAUCCUCACCAAGUCAGGCGCCUGGUUCUAUGGAGGUGCUGAGGGCCGAAGGUUAGGACCUGAGGUCAAAGGUCAUCUAGACCCAUCUGGAUUAGCUGUGAAAAGCGCUUCAGGUGUUCCAGUGGACAGGAGAAGAAGCCCAUCGGCGUCCAGGACUCACAAAGGGGACGUCGUAGGACGAUCUCAGCAUGGGGACGGCGUCAUACCUCGCUCUCCGUCUGACUCGAACCGCUGGCGCUACCAGGAACGCCACAGGGACGUUCAGAUAGACGAGCGCGAGCUCCAGCGGCAACGCGAGGAGGAGUAUCGCUCUCGGUACCGCAGCGACCCCAACCUUGCGCGGUACCCUGUUAAACCGCAGCCCUACGAGGAGCAGAUGCGAAUCCACGCUCAGGUUUCUAGAGCACGACACGAGCGGCGCCACAGCGACGUUUCCUUGGCUUUCACAGAGCUCGAAGAGGCUUACAACGGUUUUGACGGCCAACGCCCCACGUCAAAGCGCUCGUAUUCCGUAGACAGAAGCUCGCCGGCUCUCAGGACAUUCAGUAAAGCACACCGUCUGGACCCGGGCAUGAUGGAUGGUGUGAUGAGGACAGACUCGCUCAGCUCGGAUCAGUCAGACUCGAUGAGGCCUGUGAGGAGCCGGAGAUCAGGACGGUUCAGGGCGGCGGGGAGCUUCAGCAGUUCGGAGGAGGAGAUCAACACCACGCCGGAGUACACGAGCUGUGAGGAUGUGGAGCUCGAGUGCGAAUCCUUUGGUGAGAAAGGAGAUAUGGACGGCCACUGGUGGGAUUAUGCGUCUUGGCAUAACGAGUCCUCGCCAAUGUCUAUGCACCCGGUGACGUGGCAGCCGUCCAAAGACGGAGAUCGGUUAAUCGGGCGGAUUUUACUGAACAAGCGGAUGAAGGACGGCACGGUGCCCCGAGACACGGGCGCUCUGCUGGGCCUCAAGGUGGUUGGAGGGAAAAUGACUGAAUCUGGUCAGCUUUGUGCUUUUAUUACCAAAGUGAAAAGAGGAAGCUUAGCGGAUACAGUCGGCCAUCUCCGACCAGGAGACCAGGUUCUCGAGUGGAACGGCAGAGUUCUUCAGGGAGCCACGUUUAAAGAAGUUUAUAACAUUAUUCUCGAGUCCAAACCUGAGCCGCAGGUCGAGCUCCUGGUCUCGCGGCCCAUCGGUGACGUACCCAGAAUCCCCGAGAGCACACAUGGACAGCUUGAAUCCAGUUCAAGUUCAUUUGAAUCGCAGAAGAUGGGUCCAGCCAUUUCCGUCACGUCUCCUAUGAGUCCCGGCGUCCUUCGUGAUGCUCCACAGCAUCUGUCCGGACAACUUUCAGUUAAGCUGUGGUACGACAAAGUGGGACACCAACUCAUCGUCACCAUUUUGGGCGCCAAAGACCUGCUCGCUCGAGAGGAUGGCCGUCCCAGGAACCCCUACGUCAAAAUUUACUUCCUUCCUGACAGAAGUGAUAAAAGCAAGAGAAGGACGAAAACAGUGAAGAAGUCGCUAGAACCUAAGUGGACCCAGACGUUCAUGUACUCGCCCGUGCACAGGCGUGAGUUCAGGGAGCGAAUGCUGGAGAUCACGCUGUGGGACCAGGCACGGGUUCGAGAGGAGGAGAGCGAGUUCCUUGGAGAGAUUUUAAUAGAGCUGGAGACGGCCCUGCUGGAUGAUCAGCCUCACUGGUAUAAACUCCAAACGCAUGACAUUUCCUCCAUGCCGCUGCCGAACCCUUCACCGUACCUGCAGAGACGCUUCGUACAGGGAGAGAGUCCGACACGGAGACUACAGAGAUCACAGCGAAUCAGUGACAGCGAGUUUUCUGACUACGACUGCGAGGACGGAAUUGGCGUCUUAUCAGAUUACCGGCACAACGGCAGAGAGAUCCAGAGCUCCACUCUGUCCGUUCCCGAGCAGGUCAUGUCGUCCAAUCAUCGCUCUCGAUCGGACGUGAUGCGCAACCGCUCUCGUUCUCCCAGCGUUCCUCCUCCUCACAGUCGGAGUUUGGACCACGGCGUGAGAGGACCGGUGCAUUACGGGCCUCGACAUCGACUAUCUGAAGACCGAUAUUCUCCUGAUAGAAACUCAGUCACUCACCCUCAUCGAGUCCGAACCAGAUAUCACACCAUCGAUACGCCUUUCCAGGACCACAGGAACUGCAGUAAUGCUAGCCAACAACCGCAUUACAGGUCGAGGUCGGCCGACCAGCGCCCGAUGAUGGAGAGACAGUUCUACACGCGCUCGCGCUCGUCCGAGCGUCCUGAACCGUCCUACAUGAGGUCCAUGCCGUCUUUACCCUCCAGGAGAUCCGCCCCUCCCUCUCCUGCCUUAACGAGGGCGAAUCCUCGGGCCGGAUCGGUCCAAACGAGUCCCUCGGGCACGCCGGCGUCCGCCCGGAGAGGUCGGCAGCUGCCGCAGGUCCCUCCGAAGGGCUCCGUCGACAGAAAGGAGGGGAAGAAGAAGAAACCGGUGCGUUUGGCCAUUCAGAGGAGUGUAGAGACGGGCUUGGCCAUUGAGAUGAAGAGCAGAAUGACACGACAGCUGAGCAGAGAGACGGCUGAGGAAGGCGAGAAACCCAAACCGGGAAAUCUUAUUUUCCCCGGUGUAAAAAUCUCAACAGACAGUCAGUUCACCGAGUUCUUGGACGGUCUAGGCCCUGCCCAACUUGCUGGGAGACAGACACUUGCCACGCCCCCAAUGGGCGAUAUCCAGAUCGGCAUGGUGCACAGGAAAGAGCGUCUUGACGUGGAGGUGAUUCGUGCUAGAGGUCUGGUGGGAAAACCGGGCAACAAACAGACGCCAGCACCCUACGUUAAAGUCUAUUUACUGGACAACGGGAAGUGUAUAAACAAGAAGAAAACGAGGCUGGCAAGGAAAACACUGGACCCUCUAUAUCAGCAGCAGCUGCAGUUCGAGGAGAGUCCUGAGGGAAAAGUGUUACAGAUCAUUGUGUGGGGAGAUUACGGCCGCAUGGACCACAAGUCAUUCAUGGGCGCUGCUCAGAUCCUGUUGGACGAUUUAGAGCUCACCAACAUGGUCAUCGGCUGGUACAAACUGUUUCCCCCCACCUCGUUGGUGGAUCCGACGUUAGCUCCUUUGAGCAGAAAAGCUCCUGAAGGAGCGACUGACAAAUCAAAUGUUCGCUCAUAAUGGCGCCAAGAUGUCCUCUGCAUGCUUCAUGCUGCGUCCCGUGGGAAGGCUGAGCGCAAGAACACGCCGCUGUCUUCCUGCUGCCAAAAGAGAAAUGAGGAAACGGGGAGACGCGGGAGCCGAGCAUUUGGGUUCGAGCAUCGUUAAUGUCAGACAGACAGACAGACAGACGGCUCAGAGGUCCGAAGCUCGACUCAAUGUGGGAUAGAAGAAGACAAAUAACACUUAAACAGAAGUCGAACUUAAACAGAAUAGAUCUUUUUGGGAUGGAAAGACACCAACCUUUGGCUGAUUUGUUUCCUUUUCAAAUGGAGAACAGUGUGAUUUUUCCAGAGCUUUGGAUGUCUGUAGAGAAAUGAGAAGAAGACACCAACAAAAAGCCAUGCGGACCAACAAAGGGUAGGCUGAGAAAAUGAGAAGAACAGAUGGUUACAGUGGAGCUCAGAAAUCCCAAACUCGACUCCGUCAACAAGGGUGUGGCUGGAAGACGUGACGAAGAACAAAAUGAAGCUCUCUUAGGAUAACGUAUACAGAAAGAGGAACAAAGGUCCAGCUUUUGAGAGAAAGAUGACAAACCUCGGCUGUUCUGUUUCAUGUCAGUGUUGUUUUUUCCAGGACUUGGGUGGAAAAAAUAAAUAAAUAAAUAAAUAAACAAAAAUGCACAAAAAGGCAUGUGGACCAACAGUACUGGGGUGAAGAGAAGAUUAAAAUGGACGAAUCCAGGACAAGAACAAUAAAGCCAAUUUCAGCUGAUUUAAAGAGAACGAUGGUCACAAUAACAUUUAUUUGGACGUUUUGUUUCAUAUGCAAAAGAACCUCAGUGUUCUCCAUAAAGAGUUUGGGAUAUCUGCAAAAAAAAACAACAACAACACUACACAAAAAAGCCAUGAGUGGGCUAACACGAGCAAGAGAAAGAGAGAAGAAGCUGAGAAUGACGUCUCCAAAGCCCUACUGCACUUCCUCCAUCAAGCCAGAUAAAUAUCAUUAAUUAUCAAAAGUUCCUGUUUUAAUAAACAUUCAAAAACAAAUCUAGAGAAAAAAAGAGAACUCUUUUACGCUCUGGUAUGAUGCUAUUUUCAGUGAUGUACUGUAUUAAAGUCAUGAGAAGAAUUUAUCUUUUCUUUUUCUUUUCUUUUCUUUUUUUUUGUGCAUGGAUGCAAAUGAUACAAAUAAAAAUAUAAUUUUCUUCAAGGCUGCUGCUAAUAAAAGAAAAAAGAAAAGAGACGGAAACGAGAGCCCGGUCGGCCAUUUUGAACGGUUUCUAUUCAGUUGAAUGAAGAGAAAUCUCCAGUGCAUGCUUUACAGUAAGAGUGACUGUGUUGAAGAUUAAGAUGUGGUUGUUGUUGUACGUCUGUAUUUGUUGCAGAUCAGCAGCGGUGUGAUCUGGGAAAAAUAAAACCCAUUUCCUAAUAGAAAAAGACUUUUUUUAAAUACCAUAUUUUCCAGACUACAUUGUGCCGUGUUUUUCACCUUGUAGUUGCUACAGUACGCAUAUCAUAAUUCUUGCUUACGCUGAUUCUUAGUGUGAUUAUUUUUCUAAACAAAUAGAGAAACUGAAAUCACACAUUUUAAUAAUCGUGCGUAAACAAUAACAAUAACAACCGUCCUGGUGGAUAGAAAUCACCAACGUUUAGCCAGAAGGAAACCUCCGUGCUCAACAUGUUAGUGUUUAUCUCCAUGCAGAUUUUAGCAGGAUAUGACUCA